Penaeus chinensis is the source of this 537-nucleotide messenger RNA. RefSeq lists its product as uncharacterized. The record is from RefSeq and is a predicted model, not a curated record. Lineage: Eukaryota; Metazoa; Arthropoda; Malacostraca; Decapoda; Penaeidae. Bases 1 to 537 code for a protein of 178 amino acids. The transcript is spliced from 4 exons.
AUGUUUAUAGCUUCUGGUGGCGCAGGGAUGCAAAAGUAUUGUGCUUGGAAAACUGGUAUGGAAAACAAAGGUUUACGAGUUAACAUGACAAAAACAAAAAUUAUGACUAGUGGUAAAGGCCAAGGACCAGUAUUUACAUCAGAAAACCAAGCACCAAAGAAAGUUAACCUCGGGAAUGAGAACUAUGAAGUGGUCGAUCAGUUCUGCUACCUAGGUGAUGUGUUGAAUGCAGGCGAUGGAGCAGAGAUGAAAGGGAAGCUCUAUGCAGCUUGUGUCAGAAGUGCCAUGCUUUUUGGCUGUGAAACUUGGCCUGCGAGAGCUGAUGACAUAAGUAGACUUGAAAGAACAGAAAUGCAAAUAGUUAAAUGGAUAUGUGGUGUAAACCUUCGUGAAAGAAAAUCUGAGGAACUAAGAGAUAGGCUUGGCAUUGAAGGUAUAUCCAAUAUCAUGCAACAAUGCACACAGAAAACUAGACCAGGUACCAGUUACCAGGUAUCACUGGUAAAGGGCGGCCAAAGAAGACCUGGUAACAAGUAA